AUGCAAAAGCAAAAGAUAAGUAAGUUUAGUAAAAUUUAAGUCACCCCUAUAGCUAUCAGAAAAUCAAACAAUUCAAGUUCUAACAAAGAAUCCGACACUGAGUUCAUUGAAUAAGUGAAAAAGAAACAGGCUGCUUUGAGAGAAGAAAUUCAAGAUCCACAAAUCUAGAAAGGAAUGCUGAUAGCCACUGAUGAAGAAAUGUAAAAGCUAAUAAAACUCGGCUACCAAAAUAUAAUGCAUUUAAAAGAGUACCACGUCUAUUUGCUGCAAAAAAAUUAGGAAGGUAACUUUAAAAUCAUUCAUAAAUCUUUUUUUAAGAGUUUGAGACUGAAGAACAGAUAGCUCAAAGAAAGAUAUUUCUGCCAUCGAGAGCAACUUAGAAAAAAACCUAAAAGGGGAAACAAAAAGAUACUGGUAGCUUUAUAUAAGAUAAUGGGUAACUCAGUACCGCUGAUGAUAACUUCAAGCAGUACCUACUCAGUAGCAAGGACUCCAAUUCAAAGAAGAAGUAUAUCUUCGAUAUUGUAAUCAUAUUUUAGGACCAGCCCUCCAGUGAAGAUUGCCAGCGCAACCAGAAAGUCAGGUCUGAUAAAUAACGAAUCAAAUGCUCAAGAAAGCCAUGUUGAGAUCAACACUGAAAUCGUGCCUUAGAAUAACAACAAUCCCGAGUUCCAGAUGUCACUGAGAAAAAGAACAAGAGAUAUGCUAAUAGAUGAGUCAAAUUACAUGAAGGAAUGCAGUAAUUAGUAUGACAUUAUCUACCAGUUUGAACAAAACAGCAGUGCUACAAGGAGACCAUAAAAGGCAAGAAAGCCGAACAACUACCAGCAAAAUCAGGGUUUCUACAUCUUAAAUACUCAACUAAGCAACAUUUCUCCGGGAAAAUGGACUUCCGUCAACUCCUCCACUAAGCCGUAAGUAAGAGGUGCAAACUCGGCCCUAUCACAGAAUGACUAGAGAACUAAGACCAGAACUAUGAAGAAAAAUGAGGGUCCUCAGAAUGCCAUCAGAGUAUCAUUGACUUAACAGAAUGGAGAAAAUUUUGAAUACCUAUUGACAGACUACAAUGGAUCACCUCAAGAAUAGCUGAUGCAACUAGCCAGUCAUCUUAAGGACUAACAAAACUAGUUUUAACAAUAGUAGCCUUAAAAGCCAGAGUAACAGUGA
Stylonychia lemnae is the source of this 1167-nucleotide messenger RNA. The record is from the annotation of a GenBank genome assembly. Lineage: Eukaryota; Ciliophora; Spirotrichea; Sporadotrichida; Oxytrichidae.